UCAAUCGGAUAAGAGCGGCUCGAGGAGCUGCAGCCCGAGCAACACGCAGCCACGAGAGCGCACACCUUUAUGUUUAUGUUACCUGAGAGUAAACAGCGGCAACAACAACCAAGUAAGGGACGUAACUGGGCUCCGCGCGGUCGUUUGACCGAGUUUUCACCGGGUGCGGGGCACCGUUUUCCACGCUGCCAGAGAGGAAAAAAACCCUGCGCAUUCCUCCACGCAGAGAGGGGACCGAGCGCCGGACUGAACGGGCGAGGGGGUCUGGAAGCGGCCCUCUUCACAAGCUGGACCGCUGAACUCACUCAUACUCGUCCUGUGUGCUGUUUGGGCUGUGCUGGAGACUCCGUGGGUUUGUUUUAGAUGACACGCAGCAGCCAUGAGCUCGCUGCUUUGAUGAAUAAUUUACGGUCUCGCGGUCCGAGGCUCGCGCUGCGACUCCCAGCCGACCGCUGGCUGCGCCCGACGGCGCCUGGAUGGGCCCCGAUGGUGGACUAGCGAGAAAAGCCACAACACGGGCCUGAAUUGGAGAGCAAGAAAAUAAAACACAAUUUAAUUUAAUCAUUUGAUACUCCUCUGGGUGUCUGUUUUGUAGCGCAGAGCCUCGUAGUCAUGUUGCCCAGUCGGUGGGGGAGGAGAGACGGAGCCCCCAGUAUACUUCGAUGCCGAUCCAGUGUCACUCCAGUUUCGGGUUUAUUUUAUGAGCCUCCACGAAACACCAUCGGACACUUGGUGUUGUCAUCUUUCUAGUCUUAUUUUGAAAGAGUGACGCGAAUGCUUCACAAACGCCUUACAUAACUGAAUUGAUAUGGUCUUAACAGCCGAAGUAUUUUCUUUUUGUUACCUCAGAAACAAUCUUUGAAGAACUGCCUACCUCAUUGUUUCACAUCAGGUCAGAGUUAUAUAAUACAGAUCUAAGUCUGUAAGUCGAUGAGCACCGUUUUCACUGUUAAACUGACUUUAAUACCUCAUGAAUCUACCUCAAAUACAACUUUUUUUUCUCUAAAUAACACAACGGGCCGAUGUGUCCCCUAAUAAAUACCUCAACAUCAUCGUUGCGCAUGUUGUAAACUGAGCUUCUGUGUUUCGGCAAAGCUGCAGAUGGCUUCGUUUCCAGACUCGGACCUGCAGACCUGCCCGCUCUGCAAGGAGCUGUGCGGCUCCUCUGCUCCUAUUUCCUCCAGCUCUUCUACCUCAUCAUCUUCUUCACAUACCUCGUCCUCCUCCAGCCAGACCACCAGGAGGCUCCACGUCCUGCCCUGCCUCCAUGCCUUCUGCAGGCAGUGUCUGGAGGGCCAGCGCAGCCCCGGGGACCCGCUGAAGCUGCGGUGCCCCACCUGCGACCAGAAGGUGUGCAUCUCCGAGGCCGGAGUGGACUCUCUGCCUUCCUCCAACUUCCUCUUCAGCAACCUGCUGGACGUGGUGGUGAGCUCAGAGGAGCAGACUCAGAACAAGAACGGCCACCACCAUCACCGGGGAGGCUUAGGUGGAGGUUCUUCUGGCUUCCAUCACCCUCAUGUAAGCCUGCUGCACCCGAACCACCUGGGAGAACCUCAGUGCAGCUCCUGCGACGAGGAGAACCCAGCCACGUCCCACUGCCUUGACUGCCAGGAGUAUCUUUGUGACAACUGUGUGCGGGCACACCAGAGAGUGCGGCUGACCAAGGACCACUUCAUUGAGCGCCUGGGGGAGAACCUCCACCUGGGCCGGAUCAACGUCAACAGCAACCCGGGCCAGCCGGGGGUGUCGGUGUCCCUUGCCCAGUCCCUGCAGAACAACUUUGCCCUGCUGUCCCUGUUCCAGGACCACAUGAGCUUCUGCCAACACCACGACAAUGAGGUGUUUCUGUUCUUCUGUGAAUCCUGCUCGGUGCCUAUCUGUAGAGAGUGCAGCGUGGGCCGUCACAUGGGCCACACCUUCGUUUAUCUACAAGACGCUGUGCAGGACUGCAGGGCCAUCACCAUCCAGCUGCUGGCAGACGCUCAGCAGGGACGGCAGGCUGUGCAGCUGAGCAUGGAGAAGGUCCAGGCCAUGGCGGAGCAGGUGGAGAUCAAAGCCAAGGUGGUGCAGAGUGAAGUGAAGGCUCUUGUGCUCAGACACAAGAAAGCGCUGGAGGAGAGGGAGUGUGAACUACUGUGGAAGGUGGAGAAGAUCCGUCAAGUGAAGGCCAAGUCUCUGUAUCUGCAGGUGGAGAAACUGCAUCAGAGUCUGACCAAGUUGGACAGCACCAUCGCUGCCGUCAGCCAGGUGCUGGACGAGGGCCGCCACCUGGACGUGCUGCUGGCCAGGGAGCGAAUGCUCACCCAGAUCCACGAACUGAAGGCUCUGAGAGGCCUGCUGCAGGCGCAGGAGGACGACCGCUUCAUGUUUACCCCUCCAGACCAGGCUCUGUACAUCGCCAUCCAGUCGAUGGGACUCAUCAGCAGCGGAGCCUUCGCCCCCGUCACCAAAGCCCAUGGCGAGGGCCUCAAAAGUGCGCUUCGUGGCAAGCCUGCCUCCUUCACUGUGAUUGGAUACGACCAUGACGGGGAGCCGCGUCUCUCCGGCGGGGACACGGUGUCUGCGAUCGUCAUGUCGGUUGCCGAUAGCAACCUGUCUGCAGGGGAGGUGACGGACCACCAGAACGGCUCGUACACCGUCAGCUACCUGCCCAAGUGCGAGGGCGAGCACCUGGUGUCGGUGUUGGUGUGUAACCAGCACAUCCAGGGCAGCCCCUUCAAGGUCCUGGUGAAGUCGGGGCGGAGCUACGGGUCCCUGGGCUCCCAGGUGUCCUCCUUCGGCUGCGAGGGGGAGGGAGAUGGUCAGCUGUGUCGUCCCUGGGGCAUCAGCGUGGACAAGGAGGGAUACGUGGUGGUGGCCGACCGCAGCAACAACCGCAUACAGAUAUUCAAGCCUUGUGGUGCCUUCCACCAUAAGUUCGGCUCUCUUGGUUCUCGGCCCGGUCAGUUUGAUCGUCCAGCGGGGGUGGCAUGCGACAGUCAGAGAAGAAUCAUUGUGGCUGAUAAGGACAAUCACCGUGUGCAGGUGUUUACUUUUGAGGGCCAGUUCCUGCUGAAGUUUGGGGAAAAGGGUACCAAGAAUGGGCAGUUUAACUAUCCCUGGGAUGUGGCUGUCAACUCCGAGGGGAAGAUCCUGGUCUCCGACACCAGGAACCACCGCGUGCAGCUCUUCGCCCCCGACGGCUCUUUCCUCAACAAGUACGGCUUCGAGGGGGCCCUGUGGAAACACUUUGACUCUCCCAGAGGAGUGGCCUUUAACCACGAAGACCACCUGGUGGUGACCGACUUCAACAACCACAGGCUCCUGGUCAUCCGGCCGGACUGCCAGUCCGCCCGUUUCCUGGGCUCCGAGGGCACCGGGAACGGGCAGUUUCUGCGGCCGCAGGGCGUGGCCGUGGACCAGGAGAACCGCAUCAUCGUGGCCGACUCCCGCAACCACCGAGUCCAAGUGUUCGAGCCCAACGGAAACUUCUUAUGCAAAUUUGGCACACAGGGGAGUGGCUUCGGACAGAUGGACCGCCCCUCCGGUGUGGCUGUGACGCCUGACGGAGUCAUCGUGGUUGUUGACUUUGGAAAUAAUCGCAUCCUCAAGUUCUAAAAAAAAAAAAAAGUUUAUUUUUGCAUUCUCUCCCUCUGUUUGCCCUUGCGCAGUUUUCUU
Molecule: messenger RNA, 3657 nt
Organism: Centropristis striata (black sea bass)
Lineage: Eukaryota; Metazoa; Chordata; Actinopteri; Perciformes; Serranidae
Gene: trim71
Product: tripartite motif containing 71, E3 ubiquitin protein ligase
Exons: 7
Coding region: 1102-3597 (831 amino acids)
Biological process (GO): proteasome-mediated ubiquitin-dependent protein catabolic process; protein polyubiquitination
Molecular function (GO): protein binding; ubiquitin protein ligase activity; zinc ion binding
Source: RefSeq, a predicted model, not a curated record